AUGUUUCCCUUCGGGCUCGGGAGCCCGGCGGGGGGCCGGGGGGCCGGCCGCAGGGGGGAAGAGCCGGUGCACCCGGAGGGGCCUCCCGCCGCCCGGCCGCUCCCGCUCCCGUCCCCGCCCGCGCCCGGAGCCCCGACGCCGUCGCCGGCGGCGCGCGCCACGGAGCUGGAGCCCGGCUCGCCCGUCGGGCCGCCGGGGCCGCCGGGGUCGCCGGGGUCGCCGGGGUCUCCGGGGCCGGCGGCCGAGGCCAGGCCGGGCGGCAGGGGCGGCGCGGGCGGCCCCGGAGCGCGCCUGUUCGGCUGGCUGCGGCGGCGCAGCCUGGGCCGCGGGCUCGUCGUGGACCCGGCGCGGGACAACUUCCGCACCAUGACCAGCCUCUACGGCUCCAUCCACCCCGCCGACUCGGUGUACCUCAGCACCCGCACGCACGGCGCCGUCUUCAACCUCGAGUACUCGCCCGACGGGUCAGUGCUGACAGUUGCUUGUGAACAGACUGAGGUUCUGCUUUUUGACCCUAUAUCUUCAAAGCACAUAAAAACACUUUCUGAAGCUCACGAAGACUGUGUUAAUAAUAUCAGAUUUCUCGAUAACCGGCUGUUUGCAACCUGCUCUGAUGACACUACAAUAGCACUAUGGGAUCUGAGAAAAUUAAACACCAAAGUAUGCACUUUACAUGGCCAUACUAGCUGGGUGAAGAACAUCGAAUAUGAUACUAAUACAAGACUUUUAGUAACAUCAGGAUUUGAUGGAAAUGUCAUUAUUUGGGACACCAACAGGUGUACAGAAGAUGGUUGUCCACAUAAGAAAUUCUUUCACACACGUUUUCUCAUGCGAAUGAGAUUAACUCCAGAUUGUUCCAAAAUGUUGAUCUCAACAUCCUCUGGGUAUCUCUUGAUUUUUCAUGAUCUUGACUUAACUAAAUCUUUAGAAGUAGGCAGCUAUCCCAUUUUGAGAGCAAGAAGAACUACUUCAAGUUCAGAUUUGACCACUUCAUCGAGUUCAUCUGGUCCUAGAGUUUCUGCUUCACCUUGUCAUCAUAGUGAUUCUAAUUCUUCUGAGAAACACAUGUCACGAGCCUCACAAAGAGAAGGAGUUUCACCACGAAAUAGUCUUGAAGUCUUAACCCCUGAAGUUCCUGGUGAGAGAGACCGUGGAAACUGUAUCACAUCCUUACAGCUGCACCCAAAAGGCUGGGCCACUCUUCUCCGGUGCUCAAGCAAUACUGAUGACCAAGAGUGGACUUGCGUCUAUGAAUUCCAAGAAGGAGCUCCUGUGCGACCUGUCUCACCUCGCUGUUCCUUGCGACUAACACAUUACAUUGAAGAAGCCAAUGUAGGCAGGGGUUAUAUCAAAGAACUUUGCUUCAGCCCUGAUGGGCGAAUGAUUUCUUCCCCACAUGGCUAUGGGAUUCGCUUGUUGGGAUUUGACAAACAAUGCAGUGAACUUAUUGACUGCUUACCCAGAGAAGCCAGUCCCCUGCGGGUGAUCCGUUCUCUGUACUCUCAUAAUGAUGUGGUCCUGACAACAAAGUUCUCUCCAACACAUUGUCAGAUUGCCUCAGGGUGCCUUAGUGGACGGGUUUCUUUGUAUCAGCCAAAGUUUUAGGCACAACUUACAUCAAAUAAGGAACUGCUCUGGUAUGUGACUUAUAAAUUACUUCCAUUUAGGUGAAGUAUUUCUUUUUAGAAGAUCAUAUAAGAUUGGCUCAAGAUCCUGGUUCUUAGGGGUCCAUGAACAUACAUACCUAUGACCUGAGUGCUUGGUCAUCCAGCCUCAUAGGGGCAUCGCCAAGUUAGACUCUAUGCAGCAGCAUCUUUUGCCGCAUUCCUCUGCUCCUGCUGAUCUGUGCCACUGAACUCCAGUUAUUUUGCAUGGUGACUCUCAUCAGAUUUAUUUCUUUUCAUUACUUUAACUUUUUUGUUGUUAUUCUAGCAUGAAUUUCAUGGACAUUUGGCAGGAGUUUUGGCUGGAAUGGGAGAAACCAUGAUGUAGUAUUGAAUAAAGCCCAGAGGUUUGAUAUUGGCACACUGGUUGUUGAAAAAAGAAAGUUUAUCUUUCCUUAUCAGUAUAGUUGGCCUUUAAAGUUGCUGUUAUAUUUCUAUAAUGAGCACAGAUAAUGGCAUUCUUAUUACUGUUAGUCUUGCAACAAAAUGUCUUUUUAAGUUUCCUGUCAAAAUUAUUCAAUUUUCCCACCAUAAGAGGCAUUCUUCUGUGAAAUUCUAGGAAAAAAGAUAGCCACCUCUUUUUUGUAAAUUUUUUUAUGAAUUUGAAAACCCCUAGCAUGAAUUUUAAAAAAAGCAGUCAACUACUUGACAUUUUCAUCCUAUUAGCAGACAGCAUUGAAAGGAAAAGUGAAGAAGGAAUGGACUUAGGUCAUUUUUUUAGGAUAUUUCUUUUGUAUAGAAAAGGUUUUAUUUAUUAGAUUAGAUUAGUACUCUGACUGGCUGCAGAGUGAUAAGAACAAAGUGACCGAGAUUUCUGUUUUCCCUGCCAGAUUCUUUGAAUCACAUAUGGUGAUAUCUGAUAGUACUGGGAUAGAAGGGGAAUUUAGGGAGAAAACUUUUACUCAUCUUUCUUCCUUGCAUGCAUCAGUCCAACUCUUUCAUAAGGGAGGGGAGACCUGCUAACUUUUAAUAGUGACUUGGAUGUCAAGACCAAGAGCUAAUAUGAAGACAUUGGUCUGUGCUCUGUCGUGGAACAUGGAACAUAGCGAAGUAAUGUCCAUCAAGCAGAGCUCUAGUCUGAGGCUGACUCUGCUGAAGUGAUCAGUUUUUUUCCUCAAUCCCACAGUCAAUGGCAUUGUGCUUAGAAGGGACUGAAGCAGAAGUAACUCAAGCCAGUGCUACACUUUCCUUCCUACCGAGGUCUCAUGUACUUGGACAGGUGGUUCUCAAGCAUUAGGGUACAUUACAAUAACUGAAGAGCUUAGGAAUACCUGCAGAAAUGUCACCCUCAAGUUGGGAGGUUCUAUUUUAGCUAGGAGAAAACAAAACCUAAGUAAUUUUUUAUUCAAGUGGUCCUAGACCACAACUGGAAAAAUACUACCUUAAAAAUUAUUAGAACUUCUGUACCCAUCGGGUGCUUGACACAAUUUCCAGAAGGUGUUUUUAUCAUUAAAUAAAAAAGCAAGAGGAAAUAAAAGCAAGAGGUAGAAGAUAACUUCAAAUGGAAUCAGUUUCAUUAUUUGACAAAUGAGAGAAGUGACUUGCCUAAGGUCAUCCUGCAGAACAGAGGCAGGAAAUGAAUUCAAGUCUCCUAAUUCCUUGCUCAGGGCAAUUUGUACUGUAUAUAUCCUCUCUGUUAAAACAAUGAUUUAUGAAAGUUUAUUUUGUCUUCAGUUGUACUAUUGUGAAUACCUUUAGUCAAAAGAUUAAAAAGAAAAGCUUGGGAGUAGAUGCUGGGAAUUCCAGCCAUAAGAGAAAAAAGUAUUUAAAGUCUCACAGAAAUAUUUAAGCUACAAAUACAUGAAUAAAAGUAGCAUUUUGGGGCCAGAGAAAUAGCUCAAUGGACUGUAGUGCAUUCUUUGCAUACAGGAGACCAAGUUUGAUUCCUAACACUAACUACACAGUCCCCCAGCACCACCAGGAGUAACUUCCAAAUACUAAGGCAGGAGUAGCAGUUGAACACCACUAAGUAUGGCCUCAAAAUAAAUUUAAAAAGCAACAACAAGGCAUUUCUUUGUAGGACCUAUUGAAUAGCUACUUCAUAAAUGCUUCAUACAUACUCUUAUAACAAUGUGGACUCUAGGACAGAGCUUGUAAAUUAGAUAAUUGUACCAUGUAUGGUAAAAAAAAAAUGUCAACAAGGGGUCUGGAGAGAUAGUAAAUCAGGUAAGGCACUUGCUUUGCAUGCAGUUAACCCAGGUUCAAUCCCUAGCACCUCAUAUGGUCCCUUCAACCCACCAAGAGUGAUCCCUGAGCAGAGCCAGAAGUCCCUAAAUACCACCAGAUAUGGCCCAAAAACCAAAACAGCUACCACAAAGCACAGUGAAAAAUCAGCAGGAAUACUAUAACUCUUAAAAAUACAUAUUUAAAAUAGCUUUAGAGGCAAAAAAAAUCAAGCAACCAUCAUAAAUAAGCUAUGAAGUACAAUGACUAUUGAUAAAAGAAAAUUUCAUCAAUUGCAUCCUUUAUGAAGAGGACCUCAUGUUUUAAUUUUUAAAUAAAAUCAUGAGAUGGUUAAAAA
Suncus etruscus (white-toothed pygmy shrew) is the source of this 4185-nucleotide messenger RNA. It is a transcript of the gene DCAF10, whose product is annotated as DDB1 and CUL4 associated factor 10. The record is from RefSeq and is a predicted model, not a curated record. Lineage: Eukaryota; Metazoa; Chordata; Mammalia; Eulipotyphla; Soricidae. The coding region runs from base 1 to 1605 and encodes 534 amino acids. Gene Ontology annotation, molecular function: protein binding. The transcript is spliced from 7 exons. Gene Ontology annotation, cellular component: Cul4-RING E3 ubiquitin ligase complex.